AUGCUCGUGCAGUUCGAGCGUGGCAAAUGCCUAGUUCGUAGUGGCAAGAACCGUGCCCAAAUAACUUCUUGGGCUGCUUUGCCCGGCCCCUGUUUAAGCCGCGGCGGUGAGACCGGGGCCUGGCAGUUGUUUGCAGCUGGCCAGUUUGCAGUUUGCUUUAUCGACUUGUACCCGGAGGCACUUUCGGAGUGGGCUCGGGAACGCGAGGCUGGGCCACAGCACGCAGCAGGACCUCAGCCUGGCAUUAAAAAGCAACAACAAGAUGUAUUAGGUUUCUUGGAAGCCAAUAAAAUCGAAUUUGAGGAAAAAGAUAUUGCAGCCAACGAGGAGAACCGGAAAUGGAUGAGGGAGAACGUCCCCGAAGACAGCCGGCCAGCAAGCGGGAAUCCCCUCCCGCCCCGACUCUUCAACGACAGCCGCUACCUUGGGGAUUAUGAAGCUUUCUUUGAAGCCCGAGAGAACAACGCGGUGUAUGCGUUUUUAGGCUUGACUGCGCCACCUGGUUCAAAGGAAGCUGAAGCGCUGGCAAAGCAGCAAGCAUGAAUUUCAACUGCCUUAAAUGCUUUGCAAAGGGAAUUUCCACGGCUUUUUAUAAAACAGUAAAAUUGUCUCUGCUUCAAGAAAAAUAGAUGUGAUUUCUAACAUUUGAUUGGUGCUUGCAGCAUUCACAGUACAUUAACACAAAUUUGAACACAAGAUGAAAAUGUGAACAUAAAGGGAGAAGACAUGGAGUGUGUUAUUACAAAGUUGGAAACAUAGGAAAUUGAAGCAAUUAGACAUGAUCGAUUUUUCAAAUAGUUUAAAUUGUCUUGGCAAUUUGUCCAUUUUGUGUAAACGUAAAGAAACUAUUUUAGUACUAUUAAUGCAGAUGGGGUUAUACCUAGAUAUCCAACUAUUUAAAAAUACAGAAAAAAAGCAACAGCGUUACACUUUAUCAGAUACUAACUUUAGUGCCUGAGUUGCCUCAAAAAUGUUGCUGAAAUAUACAGGAAUUUUUCAGUGUCUUUUUAGAUUCUGAUUUAAGAUGAAAUUGUAGGGGGUGUUGUGUAGUAUAAUAACCAUUGUAGUCACUUUUGGAAUUGAUGUUUGUUCUUUUGUAGAAUGGAUAUUUAAAAUUGUAUUGUAACACACUGUACAGAUGAUAAAAGAAAAGAAAAAUGCCAUGUAUUUCUCAUGUAAGUGAUUCACGUGGGCUCUUCCUACAAAGAAAAAGGGAUUUGGGCAAUGGACAGCCUUUCCAUUGGCAAGUUGGCCACGUAGCUGCCUAGGCAUGACUUUUACUACAUGCUUGUGUGCAAAACUCAGUGCAUCUCAAUGAAAUACACGCUAAUUUCCAGGUAGUGUUGCAAAUAAGCCAAAACGGCCAGAAAUGGCAUUUCCUUACCAGUGUAAGGGUGAAAGCCUUUAAUGUAAUUCUUUACAAAAAUACCGGUUCACACUGCUUAUAGUAAUUGCGUAUCUUGGUGCGUGGUAGUAAUUAGUUGCAUAUAGUACUUUUUUCAAAUGAAGAAGUAGUGUUAAGUGUUUGAAUAGCAAGAACUAUUGCAAUUGAGCAGGACUUUUUUUUUUUAAGGUUUAAAAACUUAUUUCUAUUGCCAUUGCCUUAUCAUGAAGCUAUUACAGGAAUUGCAAAGCUAUUAAAAGUAUCUUGUAUUGGUGAAUUUACCUUGUGCAAUAUUAGCCUGUGUGUACUCCCAGUGUUCAUCAGAUAGCCUACGUUUCUUGGCCAUAUUCUGCAAAAAUAUAAAUAAGUACAAGUGCCCUGAACAAUAAGAAAUGUGUGUGGCUAAUUUAAAAUGCAUUCUGCACCACAUGAUGUACUUACUCCCCGAAGCAACAAAAGACAGCAAGAAAGAUAAUUAGUCUUUGUAAAGUUAGAGGAUCACUCUAAUAGCUCUGCACACGUGCAUUUUAGUUUUCUUUGCUUUAUGUAGAUAGAGAAACAGGUGGUAUAGCUCAGCAAAAGGCUGCAGCAUAUCAUCCCAAUGCAGUUACUUAAACUGAUGCUGUAAAACUGAGGCAGUGCUUUUAAAAUAUUUUCUAAAACGGCUUACAGCUUAUAGUUUUAAAUUCUGAAAGUAGGAGCAGGACAAAAGAAAAAAUUUAUGUUUGCAAAGACCGGCUAAAGUGCAGUAAUGCAAUACUUCUCUCACCAACAUUUGUAUGGGGCUUUUGUUCCAUUCACUACAACUAAUGAUUUUGUCAGCAUCCAUUAAAAGAGAAAUGCAGCUACUUGCUUCUGGUUGGAGAAAGUUCUUCUAGAGAAGAUCAUCAUAAAACUUCCACAGAUGUCAGAGUGAAUGCAUCUAGUGUGGAGCCAAGGUAGUUAAGUUUUUUUGCUGCUCUUUUUUUCCCUCCCUGAUUUGGGGGCCUGGGAGUAGCUAGCUGUCUGAAGCUUGUGCUUACAAAAGCAGGCACAGUAUCAAAAUACAGAGGGAUGGAUUAAUGUUGCCUCAUCGUCAAGAUUAACACAUGCAUUUGUGCUUUCUUAUUAACAGGCUUUAUCAGUAAUUGCUGACGUUUUGUAGACUUUGCUUUUAGGAUCUUUUCGGGAUGGAAGGUGGGUUGCAUUUUACAUCCAGUGUCUGAUUUUAAUCAUUCACUGUGAUUGCAUCAUUCUAAACUGAGGUGAGCUUGCUUUCUUAAUAUUGGCAUAAUCUUUCUCUUUGUCUAAACCUACUGGUCAAGUUUUGGAGAAAGUAGGAAAGAAUACUGGGUGAAGUUUUGUGAAGAAGGUGGAAUUUGACACACAAGUCACUAUACUCGUGCUUAUUUGCAGUUUCCUGUGUAAGGAAAGUAUGGCAUAAGUUUUGUGCAUUACGGUCAUUAUUUUGGAGAAGCUGUAAUUGAAAGUGACUGCCAAAUUCUGUCAGUUCAGUGACCCAAAACAUUCUGAAAAAAGGUCAAACUCUAUUUCUAAGAGUCAAGAAAAUCUCCAAGUUUAAGAAAGCAAAGUCAGUUCCCUCAUCUAGUCCCCCUGUCCUUGCCAUAUGGUAGCAUUCAAACUAUCUGCAUUCCUAAGAAAGUUCUGUCGAGACAGACUGAAUUACUUCUUUGUCCGGGGAACAAGGCACCAACACAAACUGAAAAAUACCUAAAAUCUUUCUGUUGUGGGCUGUGUGUAAAACUUGCCUUUGUUUUGAUGAAGACCUUUUGCAAUUAGGAGUGGUAGGGAUGUGUUCCCUAUAUGCUACUUCUCUGGUUCACAUACUUGUUUUUAGGUUAAUGAUGGCUGCAACAAUUGAAUUUGUUCAUUUCUUUCUUGAACACUGUAUUUUUACUAUGUAGAAGGCAGGCAAUGAGUAUUUAAACUGUAUAUUAACCAUUCCUGAAUCAUUCCAAUAAAACUGUUUCAGAAUGCUUUCUCACA
Molecule: messenger RNA, 3370 nt
Organism: Struthio camelus australis
Lineage: Eukaryota; Metazoa; Chordata; Aves; Struthioniformes; Struthionidae
Source: RefSeq, a predicted model, not a curated record